This is a messenger RNA of Nothoprocta perdicaria, 1248 nucleotides long. RefSeq names its product RWD domain containing 3 (gene RWDD3). The record is from RefSeq and is a predicted model, not a curated record. Bases 1 to 801 code for a protein of 266 amino acids. NCBI's taxonomy places the organism in Eukaryota, Metazoa, Chordata, Aves, Tinamiformes, Tinamidae. Gene Ontology annotation, molecular function: protein binding. The transcript is spliced from 6 exons. Gene Ontology annotation, biological process: positive regulation of hypoxia-inducible factor-1alpha signaling pathway; positive regulation of protein sumoylation.
AUGGCGGCGCUGGCACGGGAGGAGCUCGCCGCGCUGGCCGCCAUCUACUGCGGCCCGGAGGAGUGCGAGGUGCUGGCGGUGUCAGAGACGCAUGGAAUUACAUUUAGAAUUCAAAUCACCGUGAAAGAACUGCUGGACACAGACAUACUUUUAAAGCUGUUAUUUCACUUACCAGUCAAUUAUCCAUCAAUUCUGCCAGAUAUUUCUGUUAACUCAGACCAGCUUACAAGGGCCCAAUGUAUGGAUGUGAAAGAUAAAUUACUUGAGCAAGCAAAGAAGCAUCUUUCUGAACCCAUGGUCCACGAGCUGGUUCUUUGGGUACAACAGCAUCUUAAAUGCAUCAUUAGGCAAUCAACAGCUGUUUGCAGUGAAAAAACUACUUUGUCAAGAGGAGCAGGCACAGAGGACGGUAUCUGGAUACUCUUCUUGCAUUUAGAUCACAUGAGAGCAAAGGCAAAAUACGUCAAAACUGUGGAAAAAUGGGCUUCAGAUCUAAGGCUGACUGGAAGACUGAUGUUCAUGGGCAAGAUAAUAUUGAUUCUUCUUGAGGGUGACAGGAGCAACAUUAAGGAAUACUUGAUUCUUCAGAAAACUUCUAAGGUAGAUGUGGAUUCAAGCAGAAAGAAAUGCAAAGAGAAAAUGAUUAGUGUGCUCUGUGAAACAAAGAUACAGCCACAGCAUGCAAGGUUUCAGACAUUUGAAGUCAAAGACUAUUCAACUAUAGAUGAGCUACAAAAGGAAUUUGAAGCUGCAGGACUUGCAACUCUUUUCUCUGAAUUUGUGCCUCCUCUCUUAAAAUAAAACACUAGACUUUUUGACCAAAGCAGCAGUUGUGUGGAUGCUGACAGAAGAUAAAAAGACUGAUUUGGCAAAUGACUCCAAAGCUUUUCUGGGGGAAAAAAAUAUAUAUAUAUCAGAAGUAACCAUCGUCCUGCAAUCAGCAAAAGGCAGUUUAUAUAUUAAAGAUGAUGAUGCUUUCACUUUGUGUAUUGAUAACCAUUUAAAAGGAAUGUGGAGUUAAUUGUGAUGCUUGCACACCAACGUGAAAGAUUUGGAGGAUGGAAAGGACCAGUCAAAGAGUUUCCAAGGAGGCCGUCCGGCUGCAUCUCCUGUGCUUCAGGAAGGGCAGUCUGGAUAGAUGGAAGAUGAAACACAGAACUCCUAGAUGGAAACCCUUGGAAUGAUCUCUUCAAAGUGUCUUGCAAAGCAUCUUUUCAUUUUAUGGAUAAGUUGUGGGGUUUUUGUUUG